AUGAUUGAUGCCAAUGGGUGGUAUCGAUUGAAAAGCCUGGCCGUGGGCGGAGGUCCAGCACCCGAAAACGACAAAAACUGCACCGUGCUGGCUCAACUGGUCAAUGAUCAAUUGCAAGACUUGGAUUCUCGUGAGAUGACUACUGAUGAAGCAAUAACACACAUUCUAGCCAUUUUGGGUGGAGGAGAGGAAAUUGAUGGGAAUGGCACUGCCCCUCUUUUGAGCCAUGAUUGUGAACUAGAGAUUGCCUACACGAAUGCCAAGACGGGUGGGAGAUUACAUCGACAGUCGUUGAAGUCGUUCACCACGGGGAGAAAGGAGCCAAUAUCAUGA
Messenger RNA from Seminavis robusta, 333 nucleotides. NCBI's taxonomy places the organism in Eukaryota, Bacillariophyta, Bacillariophyceae, Naviculales, Naviculaceae. The record is from the annotation of a GenBank genome assembly.